CGAAGGCGUAAUGCGACUCUGCCAUGUUAGGUAGAGUGUAUGAUAACCAUGUAAGUACCUAACAUGUGUAUGAUGUACAAUACAUGUAAAAACUGACUGUUCUUACAUGUAUGUACCUAAUGUGAUAAGGCAAAGGAGGGAAGCACAUGCUAAAAAAGAAUGUUCGCGCCGGGACAUCGUCAAGCUGAACUAUUUAUUGUUUUAAAAGCAUCCCAUUUCACCUGACUAUGCCUUAUGCCUGUUUCAUCCCGCAUUUUUGCCUUUUAACGGACUUCAUCUUUUAAGUUAUUAGUCGCCGAUUUCUUCAACCUUGAUCGACUUCCCUCCUUCUCUCUCCUUACACUAUUUCAUCUCAUCCCACCCAAUCUUAUCCCGUUUGAUCCUGCGAACGAAUAAGCCUCGAUUAAGCUUCUUCUUUCACCUUAUUUCAUCCCCUCCCUCCUCUAUCUCCCUAAACAAACCAUCGUUGUGACCCAACAACUUACCUACACUAGCGCUCGCCCUUGAGCUCCUUCUAUCCAUUUCCCUUCCUCGAUAUUUUUUUUUAUCUCUCUACUCUCCUACUACUUAGGUGACUUAGCCCAACGAUGGCUGCUCAGGUUAACGGCGAGGUUCAUCCAUCGUCCGCGACUCUGUCGCACAUCAGGGAAUACCCGGUGGUCAACGACAGCAUUGCCUUCAUUAAGAAGAAUCCCUAUGGCCAAAAGUCGAUAGAGCUGGGUGAUACCGCCUAUAAAACCUUGGCUAAGCCGGUGUUUCCGUACCUUUCCAAGCCGUAUCAAUAUGUCUCUCCUUACAUUAAGAAGGCCGACCAGAUCGGCGAGGGUGCCCUAAGCAAAAUCGACGAACGUCUUCCCGUCCUAAAGAAACCGACCGGUGAGCUGUGGAGUGAUGGUGUAAACCUCUUCUUCUUCCCCGUCCGCAAAGGGCUAGAAACCAAGGACCACGUCUUCGACAUCUACAACUCCGAGUAUAAAAAGGUUGGAGGUGAUGGCCUAGUAGCAUCCAGCAAGGCGCUCGUCUCGGCUGGCCUCGUCGUUACAAGCGAAGCGCUCACCUGGAUCGGCGACCUGCUCCGAGCCGGCAAGGUACAGGCCAAGGAAACAGGCAAUGAAACAGCCCGCCGAGUGAACAAUUGAAAUAUCACCGAAGAACAAAAACGCUUAACAUAGGAAUAGGGGGCGAUCCUCGGCAUAGUCUCUUUCUUUUGAUACCAUGCAUCUCUUCUCUGUCAUCGGUUUUCCAACCGGAAGCUUCAGGUAGUCAGGUUGGGAAGUAGUCUGUCUACCAUGUAAUCUUGGGGAGGCUGUAUUAUGGGCAUAUGUGGCUUGGACUUUAGGCAUUCACAUUCGCUUCUCAUCCUCGCGCUUGGGAAGAGUAUUCGGCGUCGGGCGAGUCGUGUCUACCGAGAUUGUGGGACUUCGAUUCGGUCGUGUUGUUGGUUUAUUAUCAUUAACUUUUGUCUUACUCCUGAUAGCCGAGAUGUUCACGAAGAGAGAAGAGAAAGUGGAGGUGUACACGUAGGGACAGCUGGGGAAAAGGCGCGGACAAAAUGGUACAAAACCGAGUCGUGUUUAAUGACCUGUAUGAGGAGAUAAAUAUAUUUUCGAUCCCAAUACACUAUAUCUAGUGCCUUUUGUUUUUGUGUUCUGUUCUGCAAUUAGUAAAACUAAAUGCACUUACACGAUUCAAGUCGGGAUCAUUCGCCGCACAGCAUCAUGGCAGC
This is a messenger RNA of Daldinia vernicosa, 1726 nucleotides long. RefSeq lists its product as uncharacterized. The transcript has 2 exons. The coding region runs from base 588 to 1139 and encodes 183 amino acids. NCBI's taxonomy places the organism in Eukaryota, Fungi, Ascomycota, Sordariomycetes, Xylariales, Hypoxylaceae. The record is from RefSeq and is a predicted model, not a curated record.